Podarcis lilfordi (Lilford's wall lizard) is the source of this 3416-nucleotide messenger RNA. NCBI's taxonomy places the organism in Eukaryota, Metazoa, Chordata, Lepidosauria, Squamata, Lacertidae. The record is from the annotation of a GenBank genome assembly.
GUUUUGCAGGUUAACUUUUCUUCGCAGGUAUGCGGGCGCUGCUACAUUAAGGUCGCUGUUAAAGGGCCGGAAAGGAAUUUCCCUGCAUUGGCAGGUUUCGCCUUUCCCGUAGCAAAACGUCACAACUUUGGCGGUAUCAGGCCUUGGGCGGAAUCCUUUAGUCCAUCUUCCUCUUUGCGGCGGCGAUACCAGGGUUCCCCGUUAAAGGGGUUUCUGAAGGGAGGCUUUGACCGUACGCCGAAAGGUCGUCAUUGCUCUCCCCUGCGGCGGCGGCGUAAUGGGGGCGGCUAUCUCUGCUUGAACAUAUGUUCUCCAGAGCCGGCCCAUCCCCCACACACACACACUGGAUAACCCUGAUGCUCCCUAGGUCCCCGGCUGGGGACUGGGGAGGGAGAACGCCCAAUGCCUGAGCCAAGGUCUACCCACAUUUGAAAUUUAAUAAAGUUGUGGCCAAUUUAAUCCCAUAGCACGUUGUCAUGAGUCGUUAUUCCACAUGACGGGGGGGACCGCACGGGAUCUGGGGACUCUGCCUGUCCACACAAAUACUCAACAAUACACAAUACCAGCACCUCUUUUUGUUGUUGUUAAAAAGUGUGGCACUUACAGUAACAAAUUCAUGAUGAGUACUGGCACCUAUUUUUUUGAAAAAGAAAAAAAGCACUGAACAUAAUAGAACAUCACAAAUACAACAUGAAUCAAAUAGAUUAAUUCACAAAUAAUCCAUACAGCAACCACAUUCUGUAAAACACUGUUAACAAAACAACUAAAAAAAUAAGCUAAACAGCACAACCACAACAAAAGUCAUACUAUAAGAUUCACAAAGCACUAAAGGUAAAGGUAAAGGGACCCCUGACCAUUAGGUCCAGUCGUGACCGACUCUGGGGUUGCAGCGCUUAUCUCGCUUUAUUGGCCGAGGGAUCUGGCGUACAGCUUCUGGGUCAUGUGGCCAGCAUGACUAAGCUGCUUCUGGCAAACCAGAGCAGCGCACGGAAACGCCGUUUACCUUUCCGCUGGAGCGGUACCUAUUGAUCUACUUGCACUUUGACGUGCUUUUGAACUGCUAGGUUUGCAGGAGCAGGGACUGAGCAACGGGAGCUCACCCCGUCGCAGGGAUUUGAACCGCCGACAUUCUGAUUGGCAAGUCCUAGGCUCUGUGGUUUAACCCACAGCACCACCCGUGUCCCUUUUUCACAAAGCACUACAGCACACAUAAUCCACAAAACAAUAUUAACAUUAACAAACUAGCAACCAAAAACAAAGCACUGUUGAAUUCACACACACAUUCUCUCCACACCAUAAUUCACAAUCUUCUUUUCGUUAAAGAAUUAUUUAGACUUUUUCCAUUUUAAGUUUUGCAUGCAUUCAUCAUGCUAUCAUACUCAGAUAUAGAAUUCCCAACCAAUCUUCUGUUGACAUCCUAUAUUGCUUCUUUUGAUCCGCUACAAUGGGAUGAAAAUUACCGUAUUUUUCACUCUAUAACACGCACCCGACCAUAACACGCAUGUAGUUUUUAGAGGAGGAAAAUCUGCAGGCAUGCCACCCGUAGGCAUUCCCUCCAUAACACGCACAGACAUUUCCCUUUACUUUCUAGGAGGAAAAAAGUGAGUGUUAUGGUGCAAAAAAUACGGUAAGUAGAAAGCGAGUGGAGACUACUUUAAAAGAGAUGGUAUUAAGGUAAACUUUCAAGUAGGGACAAACUUCUGAACAGCAGUAGAAAAUUUAAGUGAACUUAGAGGGAUGAAAGAAGGGUGGGAGAAAAAGAAGAAGAUGUGACUCAAUCUUCUACUCUGUUCAUCAAAAGACAGACACAUAUGACUUCUAGGACUUCUUCCAUCCUAGUUAAAGUAAAACAAUGACACUCCUAGCUUACUAUCUAUUAUUAUGGAAUUUCCUGAUACUUCUUUAUAUCUCUUAAUAUCUGCUAUGGGUUUAUUCUUAUACUUUAUUAUACCGACAUGAUACAAACAAGUUCCGCUUUUCAAAAAAUAUAUAUUUUAUUUCUCCUCUCUUACUCUUAUCAGGUUUGUGAGUUUAAUCAUAUACGCCAUCUCCCAGACUUCUGUGAGCCAGGAAUUUAUUGAUGGUGAAAGAGGCUUUUUCCAGUUUUGCAAAUUUCCAUUUGUGCUGCUGUUACUAAAUAUGUUGUCACUUUUUGGUCUCCAUCUGGUGCUAUGCCUUUAAGAUAUCCAAAUAUUGUUACAAAUGGAUCUCUAGGGAGGUCCUGAUGAAAAAUAUGUUUUAUUUCUAUUAAUAUGGAUUCCCAGUAUGUUUUGAUGAUUGGGCAUUCCCAAAUUAAAUUAAAAAUGUUUGUGUUUGGCAUUUUAUAUCAACAGUAGCACUUGUUUGUUAUUGUUUAUAUUUUGUUCUGCCUAGCUGGUGUCAAAUACUAGUGAGUCAUAAUCUUAGGGGGGAAAUAUUUGAGCUUCAUGCAAAUAAAAUAAGUUACUUUAAAUUGUUUUUAAUAUGGUUUUAAUGUUGUAAGUAACUGUUACGGUGAAGUGCAGGUAACAAAAUAAUUAUAAUAGCAUUUAAAAUAAUUAAAGCAUCAAAAAACACUAAGAAAAUGUAAAGAUAUUUAAAACAAUCACUUUCCGUCAUAGCUGAUAAUUUCAAGGUUGCCAGAAUCCCCUAACUGCGGCCCUCCAGAUGUUUUGGCCUACAACUCCCAUGAUCCCUAGCUAACAGGACCAGUGGUCAGGGAUGAUGGGAAUUGUAGUCCAAAACAUCUGGAAGGCCGAAGGUUGGGGAUGCCUGUCUUAGAUCCUAAAUGCCUGGAUAAAUAGGAGUAUUUUUAAGUUCUUCUGAAAGUUAGUAAUAUACAUUUUUGGACAAUUGUGUGCAUUGAUGUAAUAAAUAUAAUUAUAUUCAAUAUAAAUAUAUUCCAAUAUUUGCAAUACAAAUAUUUAUACGCAAGAGAAAUAUUAUACCCAAAAUCAAUACGAGAGACAUAACUUUGGAGUCCGGAAUCUCUGUUAUUCAUUGAAAACAUUCUUCACUUGAAAUGUAGGCUAAACAUUUUAUUGUACCUGGACUCCAAUUUUGUUGCCUCACAAGGGUCUGAUAAAAUUGCCUUAGGGCCUCAACCAGCUUCGGUGCCAUCAGCCAUAAAUUCCCCCGUAUGGGGGAAUGAGAAUGAGAAUAAAUUUUGAAGCUAGGCGUGAACAACUUCUCCUUGAAUUAUCUUGACAAGCAAAAUUAGCUGACUCAAUACCUUGAUAGUAGUCAAGUAUCCAUAUUUAUAUACAACUUCGGGAAAUGAUGCGUGUAAUGUACUUACUUGUUUAUUUCCCUGUAGAGACACGGGACAUAAUGUGGUGGAAGUUAAUGGCGCCAAUGCCUCACAGCAGUCAAUGGAACUAAGUUCCACACUUACCGUAUUUUUUGCACCAUAACACUUACUUUUUUCCUCCUAGAAA